CCCAUUCCGACUUCGCUUUGCUAACUCGUGAGUAACUCCUCCAUCCAUUCACUGUUCUGUCAUGUCUACUUCGGUACAAUCCCAGGGAUCAGCCGGCGCUGACGUCUCCAAUCAACAGCCUGAUGUUGGUGGCCAAUGGAAUGCAUGGGGUAUGAUCAAAGCCUUCACGUUUCGUCUUUUGAUAACCUACUUCGUCUUCAAUCUGUUCCGACGUCAGCCAGCUAACCAGCCUGGCGCAACAAACAAACCUAUCCCAUCAACCAACAUUUUCCAAAGCGGCACACCCAUGGAAAUGUAUGUAUUUAUGAACGAACAUCCGACUUUCACUGCUUUCAACGAUUCGCAAGCGUUGUUCUGGCACAAACAGGAUUUGGUAUAUGGUGACUGGACUGGGGGUCCUCAUGGGGAUGGAUCUUACACAAAAGAAGGAGUGGUCGAUUGCGGUCAGUUCCCGCAGUUGAUGCACAAUGGAUCGCUUUAUUUGCAUGUCUACGUUGUCAAGCAAGGAUUCUCUCCGGACCCUUCGGCUGGAAAUCGCUAUUCGAAGAGGCUGACCAUAUAUCGUUCGAAAAUGAUCACGCGGUACAAGCGACGUCGUCUCUCCCGUACAGUCAACUUGUUAACCGGUCAGACGGACACGCAUCCAGACUUGAUUGCCAAUUUAUCAACACCGGCAGAUGUGACCUACCUUCCUGCGACCACACACUGGCAUCCUAACCUGACGAUUAACCUGGUGGAUGAUCAGACUCCUUGGGUCAAGGGUGCUGUUCCAGCGCCACUCGAUUACUAUAUCGAAUUCUAUGAGCCAACCAAUGAGUAUUACCCGGUUUUGUAUUUUAACGACUAUUGGAACUUGAACGAAGACUACAAGCCGGUCAAUGAGACCACUCCGUUAUUGCCAAUGUCGCUGACUGUAGCUCCGUUGUCUCUUUUCAAGUGGCAGCUGUAUGCGGCCCAGUCUUCUCGAAAGAACUGGUUUACAAAUCUGCUUGGAGAUGCAAAUCUAGGUGGUGAGGUUGAGAGCGAGGAGGAACAGGACACGCUAAAGAAAGCGUUGAUCGAAACGAAUCCAUACUUGCUGGCCUUGACAGUCGUCGUAUCAAUCGUCCACAGUAUAUUCGAGCUACUAGCAUUCAAAAAUGAUAUUCAAUUUUGGAAAACUCGUGAAUCUCUCGAAGGCCUUUCCGUUCGUUCUGUUUUCUUCAAUGUGUUUCAAUCUUUUAUCGUGCUACUCUAUGUCCUGGAUAACAACACGAAUUUCGUCAUCACCGUUUCUGUCUUCCUCGGGUUGGGAAUUGAAAUCUGGAAGAUCAAGAAAGUUCUCGUCUUUCAGGUGGAUUGGAACAGACGCAUUCUGGGCUUACUGCCGUACGUGCGUAUGAACUACCAGUCGUCGUAUGUCGAGUCGGACACGAAAAAAUACGACCAGAUGGCUUUUCGUUAUCUGUCGUGGAUACUGUUUCCCAUGCUUGCCGUCUACUGCGGUUAUUCGUUAGUCUACCAAGAACAUCGUGGUUGGUACUCGUGGGUGCUGUCCAUGCUCUACGGAUUUUUACUGACUUUUGGGUUCAUCAUGAUGACACCACAGUUGUUCAUCAACUAUAAACUCAAAUCGGUCGCCCAUCUACCCUGGCGCAUGUUAACCUACAAAGCUUUGAACACGUUUAUUGAUGAUUUGUUUGCAUUUGUGAUUCGAAUGCCUACGCUCUAUCGAAUCGGAUGUUUACGUGAUGAUGUGAUAUUUUUCAUCUACCUCUACCAACGCUGGAUCUAUCCGAUGGAUCCUAAUCGAAUCAAUGAAUUUGGUGUGAGCAAACAGAUGCUUGACAAGACAGAAGGCAUCGCAACUCCUGAGUCGAAUGGCCAAUUGCUUCUCGAAGAUCAGGCAUCCAUUGAAACUUCCCGUCCGGCUGCCGCUGCUACUGCCGAACCGGAAACCUCAGACUCGAUUCUUGAUAGAUCGGUUGAUGUCACACCCACGCCACAGAUGAUGCCGGUACAGAAAAGCUCCUCUGGCCUUCCGGAUCCGGAUGAAAAUGCCUUCAGCUGGACCACCAGGACUGAUACAACUGCCGCGGUAGACAAAUUUGUCCACCGCCCACCAUUUCUUUCGGCUGGUACUCGUAAUCAGUAG
This is a messenger RNA of Opisthorchis viverrini, 2134 nucleotides long. RefSeq lists its product as hypothetical. The coding region runs from base 62 to 2134 and encodes 690 amino acids. The transcript has 12 exons. Gene Ontology annotation, cellular component: membrane; endomembrane system. NCBI's taxonomy places the organism in Eukaryota, Metazoa, Platyhelminthes, Trematoda, Opisthorchiida, Opisthorchiidae. The record is from RefSeq and is a predicted model, not a curated record.